Sphaeroforma arctica JP610 is the source of this 470-nucleotide messenger RNA. RefSeq lists its product as hypothetical. The transcript has a single exon. The record is from RefSeq and is a predicted model, not a curated record. Lineage: Eukaryota; Ichthyosporea; Ichthyophonida. The annotation marks the transcript as partial.
AUGCUCUUCCAGAAGGCAGAUAUUGGAAACAACCGCAUUCUGCUGCAGCUGGGUCGCCUUGCCCUGGCUACGGGGUCCCCUAUGUAUGUAUUCUGGUACACGCGCUACAGAUCAGAUCUCCCCCUAACCAACUGGUUGGCGCUGACUACAAUUUCGGGGCUGGGAGGCGUUCUGUGUCUGGGCCUAUUCCUUGACCCGGAGGACGAUGUGGCCCUGGGUGAUGAGCUGAAACUAUCCGCCAUUGGUGUUUUUGUCAAAAGUUACUGUAGGGGCGCACAAACUCGUACAUGGUCGCGUCGUCUGCGAGGGACACUCGAGCCUGGGACGGUAAGAAGAUGGAUCCUGUUGCAACAUGUCGGUGCUUUGGCCCAGCACUACAGGGAAUGGCAAAAAAAUAUAGCUACCACCAUACCGCCGCGCUACUAUCGGCUGAAAGAGCUGUUUGUGCUACCUGAAACCAGGGCAGAGUG